Messenger RNA from Homo sapiens (human), 7978 nucleotides. RefSeq names its product ARVCF delta catenin family member (gene ARVCF). Gene Ontology annotation, cellular component: plasma membrane; cytoplasm; nucleus. Bases 3368 to 6136 code for a protein of 922 amino acids. Lineage: Eukaryota; Metazoa; Chordata; Mammalia; Primates; Hominidae. The transcript has 17 exons. Gene Ontology annotation, biological process: cell-cell adhesion. The record is from RefSeq and is a predicted model, not a curated record. Gene Ontology annotation, molecular function: cadherin binding.
CCGGGAGGACCCGCUUUUGUUCCGCGGAGCCGCUGGCCCGAGGCAGCUAUUGUCUUGCGCCCCUGGCUGGGCUGCGUCAGGCUGGGGCCAGGGCCGGGCGGGUGGCGGUGUGAGCGCGGUGCCCCCGGGUAUGCAGGGCGGGCCGCAGGGUCUCUGGAGCCCAUCCGCGGGGCCUGGGGGGGUCGGGACCCCUGGCAGUUUGACCCUCCUCUUGGCACCGGCCCGGACCGGAUGGACGCUUCUUGGCCAGCGCCCAGGACAGGUGCCUGGGGACACGGGUGGAGAGCCAGGGCCUUCCUGAGCGGCUUCUGUCUGUGCAGGAAGGAGGCUGAAGUCUGAAGAGGGAAGCCCGGGUAGGCCUUCUGCUCCCUGAGAGGGUUCCUCCUCUCCCCUCCACACCCCCUACGCCGGCUCUGACUCCCGGGACCUGCAAAGGAGCUUCCGGAGCUUUAAUGGAAGUCUUCUCUGCCUCCGAGGCGCACGUGAUGGGAGGGAUAGAGACAGGCCCUGCCCACUAAUGGAUGCUGGAGGAGAUCUCUAAGGAAAACGGGAUCCUCCCCCUCUCAGCAUUGAGGUGGGGGGAGGCAUAGGCAGUUUGUCCUCUGCUCAGAGCAGUGCUGGGUUCAGUAACAGGCAGGGAAACUGAGCAGAGGAGAGACCAGCCAAGACCCUCUGUGGUGGGAGGCAGGUCUCCCACACACCUGCUACCUGGGCAACUAGGCCCCUGCCUGUCCUACGGCCCUGGUGUGGCCCCCAGGGUCUGGCCCUCAGAGGUGGAGGGACCAGUUUUUGGGAAAUCCAUGGUCACAGUGUGUCUGAUGACCCCAAGCUGAGCUUGGGGAAGCUGAGGUGGAUGACAGUCAGCCCUGCUCUCCCACCCCAAGUUUGCUCCCCCAGCUUGGCUUUUUGGCAUCUCUGCCUGGGGCCACGCCCUGGCAGGUGCACUGCUGUGUGGAGAAGUAAGCUCCAGGUCUUGGAGACUGGUCAGAGGCUGUGGCACCAAGGGAAAGGGCAUUUUGUGGUGGCCAAGGGCUUGCUGCCUGGUGAGAGAUGCCAGCCUGGCUUGUCCUGGACUCUACCUGGGAGGGCCAUAAUGGGGAUGGAGAAGAUUCAUUCAUUCAUCCAUCGGACAGCAGCCACCUCCUGCCCUCUGGGAGCCUGGCCUGCAGGUGUGGGAUCCAGGUGUGCAAUCUCACCUUAACUCAUUCUCUGUGUGUGCUAGCCAGGCCUUGGACAGGGGAGGGGCCUGCCCCUGCAGUCUGUUCUUCAGGACACAGACCGUGGUGCAUCUGUGAAGUCCGGUGGUUUGGGUAGAUAAGUAAUAUGGGACCAGGGCCCAGCCACCUGUGCCCCAGCAUCCCUCUGUGUGUUGGUCCAAUCUUGCUUUUCUGCUCCCUGUGUUCCUUGCAUUUUGCCACAAAAGUGAGACUGAUGCUACCCAGCACGUCCCACGACCCCAGCCCCCUCUGUCCUUCUCACCUCCUUGUGAAGAAGCUGAGCCGAAGGUGCGUGAUGGGGCCCAGAGCCCCUAUGCUGGGCUCAGCCCUGUGUUCCCGGGACCCUCUUGUGAGCAGGGGUAGGUGGUCUACCUCCCUGGUCACUCUGGCCCCUCCCACAAGCCCAAGGGAGCUCAUGGGAAACCCCAGGCCUGGGCAGCAGCCUGUUUCUGGGCCAGUCCUGGGGGCCCCAGACCUGGUGCACCAGAGAUUGAAGAGCCAAGGGAGGGAUGAGUGCUGGGAGGCCGGGCGGGGUGCAAGAGGAGCAAGGAUGGGGCCCCAGCUGGGGAGGGGGUGAUGAGAGACGACUGACAGGAUGCAGCAUGUGGGAUUGGGCUGGAGGUGGGGUGUUCAGGGUAGAGCCCAUGUCUAGGGUACAGAGGGGAGCAGCCCAGAGUUGGGUCUGAGGCAGAGGCUGUGUGGGGCUGCAGGGCCAGGGUCCCUGAGAGUGGGCCAGCCUGGGCAGGUGCACGUCAGACAUGGACACUGGGGCCAGACAGGGAUCCAGGGACUGCAGCCAACUCCUGUUGAGAGUCAGCCCACCAUUCCACAGCCCCACCCUAAAGAUGUUGCAGAGAGCUGAGCCACCAGCUGGCUAUGGGCCUCUCACUACUCUACACCUCAGUUUCUCCAUCUGCCAGCCAGCUCUGAGACUCCCAGAGUGGAUGCUGGGCAGAUGAUUGGCAGAGUUGGUGGCCCCUGUCCCUGUGUGUUGAGACUCUGUGAGGCCCUGCAUGGAUAAGGGUCUCCGAUACACGGUGGAGGACGGGAGGAUGUGUGCUCACGAGUGUGCCUCUGGGAACAGUGGGCGCCGUGCCCUUGGGGUGCUGUUAGAGCACACGGGUUGAUGUGCUCGGCCUGUGCCGGGCUGGGUACUUGCACACGUGUAUGUACAUGCAUGUGUCCCUGUCUGAGGGGUCAUGUAUAUGCAUGUGUGUGUGCCUGGGCAUGUGUAGCAGGGGCCGGGCUUUCCUGUGAUCACUGGCUGACUCAUGCACCUGCCACCCGGGUGAAGUCAUCCCUCGUUUUUAGCUCCCUGAGGUCAUUUGCCAGCAGGGACUCUUGGGGCCUCUGGAUCCUACUGCGGGGCUGCUAGGCCGGGGCUGAUGGGUGGUGCCGCAGGGUUGCCAGGUCUUGCUGCGGGGGCGUGGCUCUCCUGGACCACCCCAGCUCUGCCUGUCAGACCCUCACCACAGCCUUGGUGGGAGGGAUAAGCUGGGCCACAGAGUGGCAUCGGGGUCCUGAGAUGUCCUCCCCUUUUCCUCUCCCGCUUACCCCCACUGCCUAGCUAGGGAAGAGGGGGUUUUUCUCUGAGUUUUUAAUAGAUGUAAAUAUAUACAUAUAUGAGGGGCUACAUCCCACUGGCAGAGUCCUGGGUAACGUUUCCUCAGUCUUGCUUUAUACCCUCCUCACUCUGUCGCCAGAACUGCAGCCCCUCAGUGCCUGGGCCCCUGCUUGAACUCAGAUGAGCCCCGCCCAGGGCCCAGCAGAGAGAGCUCAGGGCCUGACACACAUUUGCCAGAUACAGAUGGGGCAGCCCAGCCCCAGCAGUGAUGGGCCACACAAGCCUUCUCCUGCUUCAGAGCAGUCCCAGCUCCCCAGUGCCUUUGGAGAAGAGCCCAGCCUGCCCUGCCUGGCAGCGUGCCAGUUGUCCCCACUCUAGGCCUCAGUCUAUUUCUUUUUCCCAGGGAACAGGUCCCCUUUUCCUAGCCAGGUCCACAGCAGGCAUUCCACCUACAUCUCAAGACUGAGGGCGAGAUGAGGCCCAAAGCCUUCCUUGCCAGAUUGCCUUCUCUGGGGGUGCUUGAAAUCCCACUUGGACUGUGAAGUUCUAGGAGCAGAGCCCAGGCAGCCAGGCCUCACUGGCCACGAUGCCGGAGGCACCUGAUGUGCUGGAGGAGACCGUGACGGUGGAGGAGGACCCCGGCACACCCACUUCCCAUGUGUCUAUUGUCACAUCCGAAGAUGGCACAACCCGGCGCACCGAGACCAAGGUCACCAAGACUGUCAAGACGGUGACCACUCGGACAGUACGCCAGGUGCCCGUGGGCCCAGAUGGACUCCCCCUGCUGGAUGGCGGCCCCCCACUAGGCCCUUUUGCAGAUGGUGCCCUGGACCGGCAUUUCCUGCUGCGUGGUGGUGGCCCAGUGGCCACACUCUCUCGAGCCUACCUCAGCAGUGGGGGUGGCUUUCCCGAAGGCCCCGAGCCCCGGGACAGCCCCAGCUAUGGCAGCCUGUCCCGAGGGCUGGGCAUGCGGCCCCCACGUGCUGGCCCCCUUGGCCCAGGCCCUGGUGAUGGCUGCUUCACACUGCCUGGCCACCGGGAAGCCUUCCCGGUGGGUCCUGAGCCUGGGCCACCAGGUGGCCGCUCCCUGCCCGAGCGCUUCCAGGCAGAGCCGUAUGGCUUGGAGGAUGACACGCGCAGCCUGGCCGCUGAUGACGAGGGUGGCCCUGAGCUGGAGCCUGACUAUGGCACGGCCACAAGGAGGAGGCCUGAGUGUGGGCGGGGCCUUCAUACCAGGGCCUACGAGGACACAGCAGAUGAUGGCGGCGAGCUGGCGGACGAGCGGCCUGCGUUCCCAAUGGUGACGGCGCCCCUGGCCCAGCCUGAACGGGGCAGCAUGGGCAGCCUGGACCGGCUGGUGCGGCGCUCGCCCUCAGUGGAUAGCGCCCGCAAGGAGCCGCGCUGGCGGGACCCUGAGCUGCCUGAGGUGCUGGCCAUGCUGCGGCACCCCGUGGACCCCGUGAAGGCCAAUGCGGCCGCCUACCUGCAGCAUCUGUGCUUUGAGAACGAGGGUGUCAAGCGGCGUGUACGGCAGUUGCGGGGGCUGCCGCUGCUUGUGGCACUGCUGGACCACCCGCGGGCUGAGGUGCGGCGCCGGGCCUGUGGGGCACUGCGCAACCUCUCCUAUGGCCGCGACACUGACAACAAGGCCGCCAUCCGGGACUGCGGUGGUGUGCCUGCCCUGGUGCGCCUGCUGAGGGCUGCCCGGGACAACGAGGUCCGUGAGCUUGUCACUGGCACCCUGUGGAACCUGUCAUCCUAUGAGCCCCUGAAGAUGGUCAUCAUUGACCAUGGCCUGCAGACGCUGACCCACGAGGUGAUCGUGCCCCACUCAGGAUGGGAGCGUGAGCCCAACGAGGACUCCAAGCCACGGGACGCCGAGUGGACAACUGUCUUCAAGAACACGUCGGGCUGCCUGAGGAAUGUGAGCUCCGAUGGUGCUGAGGCCCGGCGGCGACUCCGGGAGUGUGAAGGGCUGGUGGACGCGCUCCUGCAUGCCCUGCAGUCGGCUGUGGGCCGGAAGGACACUGACAACAAGUCGGUGGAGAACUGCGUGUGCAUCAUGCGGAACCUGUCCUACCACGUGCACAAGGAGGUGCCCGGGGCCGACAGGUACCAGGAGGCCGAGCCCGGGCCCCUGGGCAGUGCUGUAGGCUCCCAGCGCCGGAGGCGGGAUGAUGCCAGCUGCUUUGGAGGCAAGAAGGCCAAAGAGGAGUGGUUCCACCAAGGAAAGAAGGAUGGUGAGAUGGACCGGAACUUUGACACGCUAGACCUGCCCAAGCGAACUGAGGCCGCCAAAGGCUUUGAGCUGCUGUACCAGCCCGAGGUGGUACGUCUCUACCUCUCCCUCCUCACGGAGAGCCGGAACUUCAACACCCUGGAGGCUGCCGCCGGCGCUCUGCAGAACCUCAGUGCCGGCAACUGGAUGUGGGCCACGUACAUCCGCGCCACAGUGCGCAAAGAGCGCGGGCUGCCGGUGCUUGUGGAACUGCUGCAGUCUGAGACCGACAAGGUGGUGCGCGCCGUCGCCAUCGCUCUGCGCAACCUCUCGCUGGACCGGCGCAACAAAGACCUCAUCGGGAGCUACGCCAUGGCUGAGCUUGUGCGGAAUGUGCGCAAUGCACAGGCUCCGCCGCGACCGGGGGCCUGCCUGGAGGAAGACACCGUGGUGGCGGUGCUCAACACCAUCCACGAAAUCGUGUCCGACAGCCUGGAUAACGCGCGCUCGCUCCUGCAGGCACGCGGGGUGCCAGCGUUGGUGGCUCUCGUGGCCUCCAGCCAAUCGGUACGCGAAGCGAAGGCGGCGUCACACGUGCUGCAGACAGUGUGGAGCUACAAGGAGCUGCGUGGUACCUUGCAGAAAGAUGGUUGGACCAAGGCGCGCUUCCAGUCAGCUGCUGCUACUGCCAAGGGGCCUAAGGGAGCACUGAGUCCUGGGGGCUUCGAUGACAGCACGCUGCCACUGGUGGACAAGAGCCUUGAGGGCGAGAAAACUGGCAGCCGGGAUGUGAUCCCCAUGGAUGCGCUGGGCCCAGACGGAUACUCCACGGUGGACCGGAGGGAGCGGAGGCCACGGGGCGCCAGCUCUGCAGGAGAGGCCUCUGAGAAGGAACCCUUGAAAGGAUACAGAAGACGUCAGCGGACUGAAAGACACCAGACCACUGCACCUGCACGAGUUAAACAGGAAAGAAGGAGGGAAGGGCAGAAAGGAGCAUGGGUCACCUUUGGAGGCUGCCAGGGGCCCACUCCUUUACGAAACUGGUCAAGAGGGGAAAGAAGGCAGCACCUGUCCUGCCUGUCGCCCGACACUGCAAGCCUCCUACCAGCUACUCAGACCACCUGGAGAACUGGCUAAACAUGCAUCAGCGUCUGAGCAGGACUGAAAAUCUAAUGCCGUGGAGAAGCGACAGUGUCAGAGGAGCAGGUGACACUAUGCUGAGGUGGUUUUCAUCUGGCCCACCCUCCUUAGACUCUCCUCCCUUCAAGAGUUGGAGCCUCACAGAGGUUGCAGGGAGCCAAGAUCGCGCCACUGCACUCCAGCCUGGGCGACAGAGCGAGAGACUGUCUCGAGAAACAACAACAAAAAGUUGGAGCCUCAGACCAAGCACACACCUGUACUCCCAGCACUUUGGGAGGUUGAGGCAAGAGGAUCGCUUGAGGCCAGGAGUUUGAGACCAGUCUGGGCAACAUAGGGAGACCCCAUUUCUACAAAAAAUUUUUAAAUUAGCCAGGUGUAGUGGUGCAUGCCUUUAGUCCUAGCUACUCAGGAGGCUGAGGUGGGAGGAUCACUGGAGCUCAGGAGUUUGAGGCUACAGUGAGCUAUGAUGUCAUCACUGCACUCCAGCCUGGGCACAGAGCAAGACUCUGUCUUUUUCUUUUUUUUUUUUUUUUUUUAAGGGGGAACUCAUUCCUCUUCCUUUGGGCAUGGGCUGGACUUGGUGACUACAGCAGCCCGGUGGAGAGGCCUCCUCAAAGCAGCCCUUGAUUUUGAAUUGCAACCUGCUCCUGAGCCCCUCACCCCUCGUGCCUCCGAUGCUCACAGAACCCACUGAGGGGAUGGCUAGACCCUCACAAGAGCCAGGUUGUCCCCUAACCCUCCACAAGGGGGCACAGGGCCCCAGCCCUGAGUGUGCAGAUGUGCGUUUAACAAGGACACCCAUUCCCAAUUCAUGACUUCCCACUUCAUGACUUUGCUUCUUUUGAGAUAAUUACCAGCUUUGCGCAAGCAGCACUGAGAAAACUAUUAGUUUCCUAGUUACUAAACUGCAAUGUUUGCUACUUUUCUAUGAAGGCAGGCCCCUGUAAUUAGCACCCACAUCACAGCUGCUGAAACUCGGCCGCAGUAACGCAGGCCCAGCUGUGGGUGUCUUUCCUGCCCAAGUGAAGCCCAUCUGGCUGAGUGCCAGCUCUCUGCCAUCAAUACCCAAUUGCCAGCAUCAUGCUCCUUUGUCAGGGGUGAGCCCCCCUCCAGCUACCCUGUCUUGGCCUGUAGGUCUCCCUCCCACCCUCCCAAUGCCCACCCCCUUGGCCACUACAGGUCCUCCCUCUCCACGGCCAGGGUUCAGUGCCUCCUCGUGAGUUCAGGGCAUCUGAAAUGCCCUCCCCACAGCCCUCUCCACACUCCACAAGGCUGACAGGGAUCUUUCCAGAAAAGUUUUUGUUGUUUUUUGUUGUUUUGAAAGCUGGAAUACGGCCGGACGCAGUGGCUCACGCCUGUAAUCCCAGCACUUUGGGAGGCCGAGGCGGGCGGAUCACGAAGUCAGGAUAUUGAGACCAUCCUGGCCAAUGUGGUGAAACCCCAUCUCUACUAAACUACAAAAAACUAGCCGGGUGUGGCAGCGCGCGCCUGUAGUCCCAGCUACUCAGGAGGCUAAGGCAGGGUAAUCGCUUGAACCCAAGAGGUGGAGGUUGCAGUGAGCCGUGAUCGUGCCACUGCACUCCAGCCUGGUGACAGAGCAAGACUCCAUCUAAAAUAUAUAUAUAUAUUUUUUCUUUUGCCAUGUUGCCCAGGCUGGUCUCGAACUCUCCUGGCCUCAAGCGCUCCUCCUGCCGUAGCCUCCCAAAGUGCAAGGGUUACAGGCAUGAGCCCCUGAGCCCAGCUCCAGAAGACAGGUCUAACCUCAUCCUCACCUGCCCAAAGUCCUGUGUGCCCUGACUCCCAUUGUUCCUGGAACAUUCUCUGCCCUUUCACACCUCA